Aplosporella prunicola CBS 121167 is the source of this 594-nucleotide messenger RNA. RefSeq lists its product as uncharacterized. Lineage: Eukaryota; Fungi; Ascomycota; Dothideomycetes; Botryosphaeriales; Aplosporellaceae. The record is from RefSeq and is a predicted model, not a curated record. Gene Ontology annotation, biological process: maturation of SSU-rRNA; mRNA splicing, via spliceosome. The transcript has 3 exons. Gene Ontology annotation, molecular function: RNA binding. Gene Ontology annotation, cellular component: U6 snRNP; sno(s)RNA-containing ribonucleoprotein complex; P-body. The coding region runs from base 74 to 316 and encodes 80 amino acids.
GCCCAAUCUGCUCUACAAACUCAAACAAACACUCUCGAGCCCUCCUCAUUUCACAGCCUUUCUGAAGCUCAAGAUGGAGAACGGUGCUAGCGAUGCAAAGGACCCUUCGGGCUUCCUCAGCGAGAUCAUCGGCGCCCCAGUCACGGUGAAGCUGAACUCCGGUGUGGUCUACAAGGGCGAGCUUCAAUCUGUUGAUGGCUACAUGAACAUCGCGCUUGAGCAGACCAAGGAGUUUGUCAACGGCAAGCUCCACCGGAAUUACGGCGACGCUUUUGUCAGAGGCAACAACGUGAUGUACAUUGCGGCAGACUCGUGAGUAGUUGUCGGGUGGCUUGUGACUUGAUGAAGAGCAUGGGAAGGGGCACAGUUAGCACCUCUAAAUCCAGUGCAUCAUGCGGCAGAAGAUUGGUGACCCAGGCAGGAUGUCAAGAACUCUGCAGAUUUCGCCUUGCAGAUUUCUCUCAACAGUUCAGAAGCAAACUCCAUGAAUUUGCUGUUUAAUGCAGAGGGUCACAGUAUAAUAGCCAAACAUUAUCUAUCGAGGCACGUGCAUUGUGGCCGUUUUGACAGUUAAUCUAUAUCUCGUGGUCGUGG